AUGCGUGGAAGUCGUGAAACAGACAUUAGAGGGGUGGAGCUUGCUGCAAAGCUUGAUGAAUUGGAACUACAUACUUUAAACAGGGGUACUGAGCCUACAUUUGAUAUCAUUAGAGGUGGGAAAAGAUUCUCGAGCUGUGUUGAUAUUACUACUUGCUCGACUAGCCUGCUCGGAAGGAUGCAUAACUGGAGACUAUCCGAUGAAAUAACUAGCUCAGACCACAGGGCAAUCUUAUUCGACAUAAAUUUGAAGAAAUCAAUAGGCACGGAUAUAAAGAGAACGACUAGGAUGUACAACACGAAGAAGGCAAAUUGGAACAAGUUUCGUGAGAAACUUGUCCAGAUUUGGAAUGACAAAAGGUUAGAUAAAGCAACAAUUGAUGGAUUAACAAAUACAGAAGAAUUAGAGGAAAGAAUUAACGAUUUCACAAAUUCAAUGACAGAAGCCUGUGAAUACAGUAUACCAAAGCUAAAUAUUAAAAAACGAGUAGGACUGCCCUGGUGGACUGAGGAGCUAACACAUCAGAAAAAGGAGGUCUCCAGGUUGAGACGCCGUAUCUCAUACGCAGCGCCAGUCCGACGUGAGUGGGUGGUCGAGCAGUACAAAAGGGCGAAAGAAGAAUAUCAGCAGGAAAUAAAGAGGGCUCAGACCACCAGUUGGAAAGACUUUUGUAGCAAGCAGGAGAGAGAGACUAUGUGGGAUAGUGUGUAUAGAGUAAUUAGCCGAACAAUGGUGCGACAGGACGAAAUCCCGCUUGUACAAGGUGUAAAGACAUUGGAAAGAGAAGAAUCAGCCAGGAUCCUGGCGGAGACUUUUUAUCCAGAGGAUCAAAACGAGGAGGACGACACGGAACACGAGUUGAUGAGAGAAGUAGCUAAUACAGUGAAUGAGGGGACACUUGAUAGUUCAAGUGACCCACCCUUUACAGCGGAGGAACUAACGUGGGCCGUGUCGAGUUUUAAUCCGAAAAAGGCGCCAGGUGACGACGGCUUUACAGCAGACAUCUGUAGAGUAGCUAUAACCGUGGAUUUAGGACUGUUCUUGGCACUGGUCAAUAAAUGUAUGGAACUCACAUACUUUCCCAAUAAAUGGAAGAAGGCGGUAGUGGUAGUGUUACGGAAACCGGGUAAAAGGGACUACACUCACCCCAGAUCUUACAGGCCGAUUGGGCUAUUGCCUGUGCUGGGCAAGGUCCUCGAAAAAAUGGUGGUCCGAAGAAUCAAGUGGCACAUCGUACCAAAGAUAAGCCGGAAACAAUAUGGGUUCAUGCCGCAGUGUAGCACCGAGGACUCCCUCUAUGAUAUGAUGCAGUUCAUAACAACCAAGCUAAAAGACAAAAAGCUCAUCUUACUGAUAUCACUAGACAUAGAGGGAGCCUUCGAUAAUGCCUGGUGGCCGGCGAUACGAUGUGGACUUGCGAAGACUGGAUGCCCAGUAAACCUAAGACGCCUGAUAGAUAGUUAUCUUAGGGACAGAAUAGUGUGCCUGAGAUAUGCGGGGGCAGAAUGGGUAAAAAAUACCACAAAGGGGUGUGUGCAGGGCUCAAUAGGGGGUCCGAUUUUUUGGAACAUAUUGUUGGACCCACUAUUGAAGGAAUUGAGUACGAAGGAGACACAUUGUCAGGCUUUUGCGGAUGAUGUAGUCCUGAUUUUCUCUGGGGACACGGUAAAACAGAUUCAGGAGCAGGCAAAUGUGACUCUUGCACAUGUCCAUAAGUGGGGAGCGAGAAAUAAGCUUAAGUUUGCGCCAGAUAAAACCAAAGCGAUGAUAAUAACAAACAAACUUAAGUACGACGCACCACUUCUGGAGAUGGGCGGGAAGAGCAUCGGCCUCUCAAGAGAAAUAAAAAUACUCGGCCUCACAGUCGAUGACGGGCUUGCCUUCGACAAACAUGUAAAAAAUGUAUGUUGUAAGGUACAGAACCUGUAUCAUCAGCUGACGAGGGCAGCAAAGAUUCAUUGGGGCCUAAACCCGGAGAUCAUCAGGACUAUAUACACUGCAGUGGUGGAGCCGAUCUUUUUGUAUGCGGCCAGUGCUUGGGUGACAGCAGUUAGCAAACAAAAAGUUAAAAAACAAAUCGAUAUGGUGUAG
Messenger RNA from Parnassius mnemosyne (clouded apollo), 2091 nucleotides. The record is from the annotation of a GenBank genome assembly. NCBI's taxonomy places the organism in Eukaryota, Metazoa, Arthropoda, Insecta, Lepidoptera, Papilionidae.